Messenger RNA from Pseudomyrmex gracilis, 2790 nucleotides. RefSeq names its product transmembrane and TPR repeat-containing protein CG4341 (gene Tmtc2). The transcript has 10 exons. Gene Ontology annotation, molecular function: protein binding; mannosyltransferase activity. NCBI's taxonomy places the organism in Eukaryota, Metazoa, Arthropoda, Insecta, Hymenoptera, Formicidae. The record is from RefSeq and is a predicted model, not a curated record. Gene Ontology annotation, biological process: protein O-linked glycosylation via mannose. Gene Ontology annotation, cellular component: endoplasmic reticulum membrane. The coding region runs from base 19 to 2529 and encodes 836 amino acids.
UCCUCGCCACGAUGUGACAUGGAUAUCCUCGCCGUAGCCUGCGCCCUCGUAGCGACGGCACUCUACUGCAACACUUUGCAAGCGGGUUUCGUCUACGAUGACCGAAGAGCUAUCCUGACGAAUCCCGAUUUGCUGGCGAGCACACCGUGGUAUCGAUUGCUUGAGAAUGACUUCUGGGGAACACCGCUGACGGAACGCGGCUCGCACGGCAGUUAUCGUCCGCUUUGCGUGGCCACUUUUCGUUUGAAUUAUUUUCUCGGUGGCCUUGAACCUUGGGGCUAUCAUCUAGUAAACGUAGCGCUGCACGCCGCCUGCACCGUUCUCGUGGUCAAAGUUGCCAGAAAGGUCCUGCCAGGAAGGAGCAAUCUCGCGCACGCGAUCACGGGUUUCCUGUUUGCGGUCCAUCCCAUUCAUAGCGAGGCUGUGGCCGGUAUAGUCGGACGUGCCGACCUUCUUGCCUGCUUCCUGACCUUGACAUCUUUCCUGACGUACUCGGCUCAUUGUAAUCGCACGAGAUCGCCGUUUCCACUGCUGCUGGCGCUGGUAUCGUCGACAUUGGCCACUCUCGCCAAGGAAACCGGCAUCUCGUCCCUGGCUCUCUGCCUUCUGUGGGAGCUUUGCCGCGGCGAGCCAGGUCGAAAGAGCAACUGCGGAUUUACUCGGGGUCGCAGCGUCGGCAUUCUGUCGGGCGGUUUGGCUCUACUCGCUCUGGGUCGGCUCAGGCUCGCGGGCAGCAGGCCGGAGUUCGCGAGCGCGGACAAUCCGACAGCCAGGCAUCCGUCGCGGCUGACGCGCGGCCUGACGUUCCUGUAUCUACCGGCGGCGAGCGCGAGAAUGUUGCUGUGUCCGACAACGCUGAGCUUCGAUUGGUCGAUGGACGCUGUGCCGCGCAUCACGAGUCCGUUGGACACGCGAAAUUUGGAAUCGGUGUGUCUUUACACCGCGCUGAUCGGCGCCGCCGUCUGGGCGGUGAAAGGUCUAAGACGACCCUGUCGCGACCCGACGACGACUAUGUUGCAAGCGUAUCCGCGCUCGGCUUCGUCCAGGUGUCCGGUUUGCGCCGGUAGACGAACCGGCGGCUGCCACACAGACGGCUGCAGAGCGGCCAACAACAACAACAACAGUCCACUCGGCGAUUGUCAUUGUGCCAAGAGACCGAACGGUGGCGCGGGCGCGAACGGCUUGAACGGUCGGCACGCGGCGGCCACCACCGUCGCGAUAUCCUUGGGCUUCCUCGUGCUCCCGUUUCUGCCGGCGAGCAAUCUCUUCUUCUACGUGGGCUUCGUCAUAGCCGAGAGGAUAUUGUACCUGCCGAGCGUGGGCGCCUGCCUGGUCGUUGGCGCCGCGGUGUCCGGCUGCUAUCGGAUAGCGAGGAGAAACGGGUUCAGAAGGUGCGGCAGGGCGGUGCUGCUGGCCACGGUGAUCCUCAUCGGCGUGAUGUCGGCGAAGACGAUCGUGCGAAACGCCGACUGGAGAAACGAGGAGAGCUUGUACAGAUCCGCGCUGCACGUGAAUCCGCCAAAAGCGUAUGGCAACUUGGGGAGCAUUCUCAGCGAGCAGGGACGAGUGGCGGAGGCGGAAGAAGCAUUCGUCCAAGCGCUUCGCUAUCGACCGAACAUGGCAGAUGUGCACUACAACCUAGGCAUCUUACAGCAAGGCAGGAAGAAUUACGAGGAGGCAAUUCUGAGUUAUCAACGAGCCAUUCAUUUCCGACCUUCGUUAGCUCAGGCUUACGUGAAUCUGGGAGCCGCGCUGAUUUCGGUCGGACGCGGCACCGAGGCGGCUGCGGUUUUGCGCGCCGGUGCAUCCUUGGACGGCUCCGGUCUGAAGGACAAAAGGGCUCACGAGGCGGCCAGGGUGCAGGCUCUCCUUCAAUUAGGCGCGCUGUACGCCGAUCAGGGUAGAUUACAAAGAGCCCUGUCGGCGUACAGGGAAGCCCUGCGCGCCCUGCCGGAUCACUAUCCACCCCAGAGCGUGUACAAUCUGCUGGGCGAGACGCUGUCCAGGCUGCAACAGUACGCGGAAGCGGAGAGGUGGUUCCAAGCGAGUUUGGCCAGCCAGCCUGACCACGUGCCGGCUCACAUCACUUACGGGAAACUUUUGGCACGAAACUCGAGCCGUGUCCUGGAAGCGGAGAGAUGGUUCCUGAGGGCCCGCAGGUUGGCGCCGGACGAUCCCAGCGUUCACCAUCAUUACGGGCUGUUCCUGACGUCGCAGAACCGACUGGUGGAAGCCGCCGAGGAGCAGCUGCGAGCGGCCGAGCUGUCACGAUCCGAUUACGAGUUGUCGGUCGCGGCGGCCUCGGCUCUGAGACAAGCCGAUCGUCGCGAGGAGGCCGAGAUCUGGUACCGGCACGCGGCCAGUUUGAGGCCGCACGAGGCUCGCAGUCACACGAAUCUCGGCGCGAUUCUUCACUUGAACGGCAAGUACAAGCAGGCUGCGGCGGCUUACAAAGAGGCGCUCAGAUUGCAGCCGGGCGAUGCGACGACCAUAACCAAUCUGCACAAACUGGCGGCGAUCUUGGCGUGACCUGAAGAAGCCGGGAUGAACGACGACCUACGAGCGAAGAAAGAAAACAAAGAGACGAGGCAAAAGAGACAGUGUGUGUAUCAUACGAUCCCGCGCGAUGUGAAGGACCCCUUCUUACUAACCUUACCGUGUACCCCAAGACCCACUAUCGGCCCGAUCUUCCUACCGAUAUUCGUUUAUAUCUCUGCGUUGUCGGUGACGCGCGCGUUCACGUCGUUUACGCAUUUGUCGUUCCCGUUUACGACGCGCCGGCCGACUCGU